UGUGUUUCUUUAAGAUGUGAAAUACGACAGACCAUCAUGUAGUUUUUGAAUUAUCACUAACUGUUCUUUACUUUUUAUAAUGCAAAAACUUUCUGUUUUGUUUAAAUUAAAUUAAACUGAAUCAAAUUUUAUUCUACAAACAGGUUCUUUAACAGGUUCUUUCAAAAAACUUUUAUUUUCUAAUCUUUACAAGAAUUGAUAGGAGACAUCGAUCGACCCAAUGAAUGUCUUAUUUUAGUUAAAUCGGAUAAAUCUAUAUGAACUGAAAACGGACCUUGUCUGUUAGCAAGAGCGCCCUAAUCUAAACAUUUCAUGAAUUUGUAUUCGAUUGUUUAUCGACUAUAGCUGGCUCUAGGAUUUUAAAUGCUCAGACUAGCGUAUAAAUUUCCAAAUUGUCGAGAUUCAGCCAAACGUAUACCAGGACAACGAAUCAUUCCAACAUGCACUUAAAAAAAUGAAAAAAGCACUCCGUGAUUUCGAUGAAUAAUCGUAAGUUGUAUUCACUUCACGGUCAAUUGGAUAAACUAACAUGAUUCAAAUAUAUACUACGCGCACUCAAAAUUCUGACACAUACCAUGAUAAAUUACCUGAACUGAUCAUGGCUCUGUUUUGUUUCUCUCUUCCGAUACCAAGGGAGGAUAUUCGUCAGUUAUCCAAAAGAAAUCGAUGCGGGGAUAUGUUUACAACAAUGUUUAUCUUAAUGGCUAUCAGCAAUGAAUCGUAAUCGGAAAGUAAAGCACCUUUCUUGUAAGUUAACAUGCAUACAUGGCGGUAAAUAAGCUGCGUCAUUCACUUACUUAUUCUCAGGAAUACGAAAAACCUUCAAAAGGUAAUUUAGUCAGAUUUCACGGGGUGAGGUGAACAAAACUUUUCAAACCGUUAGUAUUUCUACCAAUUGUCAACACUAACCGACAUCACAGUGAACCUCAAAAAACUGAAUUAUCAUUUUAGGAAAAGAGAGAACAAGAUCAUACAGAAGUUUUUCCAAAGAUGCCUCCAUUUUUUUCAAGUAGAAGACGAUUUUUCCGUCGGUGGUUUGAUUUCAACUGAUGACGUUGACAGUGGACUCAAGAGAGCAGUAUAACGCGAAAAAACUCUCGCAAUAAUUUCAAUGACGCACACGCUUUGUUGUUCUAAAAUAGGUUACUUCUGCGUUCUAACCAGUCAGUGACAACCUCAAGUUAUCGACAGUUAAACUAGAGCCAACAUUCAAUAAGUAUGAUGACUCUUGUUUUCUCAGAUUUUCGUCGCAGUUUUCUGUCCUUGACCCUUAUCGUGGCGUGUCAAACGUCUGCUAAGCCAGGUAACAGCGCUAGCACGCCAGUCGGUUCUUCACCCACAAACCGAUGUAAAAAUGUCUACUUUAGCCUCCAUGCAGGAACACCAAACAAGAAGAUUGGAACACUUCUUCAGGAAAUGAAGAUACAGCUUAUGCACGUUAAAAAUGAUGUCAGCAUUAUCAAAGCGAGAAACAACACUUCAUGUAAAGGUAUGUUCACAAUAGAUUAUCAUUUUUUCCUUUCCAUUUGUUUGGAAUUGUUACUCAGAUAAGGGAAAUCCUAUGGAUUUUAAUCUUGUCUAUCCUGUCCUGAUUAACCUCUUCUCAUUUCUGAAGAAUCUACAGAAACUCUCCUUAGAGAAAUAAAAGAAACACUUCUCGAAAUGCAAAACGACAUUGCUUCUAUCAAAGAAAACAAGAUGCUCAGUGAAUCUCGACACACCUGUACUGAAGGUAAGAGACAAAUGGAGAAGCUUGUCAUGUUAUCAACAAAGUCUUACGAUUCUCGCGCAAAUCCAUUUAUGUCUUCCAACAGUUAAGAAGAACUGUGCUGAGCUGUACAAAUCUGGUAAAACAAGUAGCGGUGUUUAUACGAUUGACCCUGAUGGUCACGGUGCCUUUAGUGUCUUCUGUGACCAAACGGCAGCCGGUGGGGGGUGGACAGUGUUUCAGAAGAGACUGGAUGGCUCGGUUGACUUCUAUCGCGGCUGGACCGAUUACAAAAAUGGCUUUGGUAAUCUGCAUGGUGAAUUUUGGCUAGGACUGGACAAGAUACACCGUCUUACAACAACUAUAAAGAACAAGCUCCGUGUACAUCUGAUGGACACCAAAGGUAAAACUGCUUACGCCGAAUACAACAUGCUUGCUGUUGCCAGUGAGAAUAAAUACAAGCUGAGCCUUGGAACUUACUCAGGUAACCUCGGUGAUGAUAAAGAAAUCUAUUUUUAUGAUAACUUGCAGUAUUCACUGACUGAACUUGAAACAGCGCUUUUAACUUGCUUCGAUAAACCAAUUGAACUCUAUGGAAUCAUUUAAAUAUUCGCUAACAGAUAUAUAAAUCAGAAAAUUAUAGCUCGUCGCAUUAACUUAGAACAUUGAUUUUAGUCUGAAAAGUGAAUCGACUUUAAUGCUAUUUUAAUAAAAAUAGCUUCAAAAAGUUGUUUUUAUCUGUUUCGUGAACACCAGAUUAAUCGAUAGGCUUCUUUUGUAGCUUUCCAAAUUAAUUGCAUAGCACCAUGGGAAAAAUUCCCUCUGCUUCGAAAACUUUACUUUUUCCAGGAAAUGCGGGCGAUUCUCUUUCUCGUCAUCGUGGGCAGCCCUUUGCAACCAAGGACAAGGACAGAUAUCGCUGUGCUGUGACCUACAAGGGAGCCUGGUGGUACGAGAGCUGCCAUUCCACUAAACUGAAUGGACUAUACCAUCACGGAGCGCACUCAUCUUAUGCCGACGGAGUCAACUGGUAUAACUGGAAAGGAUAUCACUACUCCGUCAAGAAAGCUGAGAUGAAAAUCAGACCGGUGCAAGUUUGAAAAUUUUGUUUUGUUUAUUUCCAAAAGUUGAAGAAUAACGUGUAGAGGAAAACACACGAGACAAAGAUUAAAAAGGGCAUUUUUUAGCUUGGUUUUAAGACUUUUCAAAUGACUUUUGACAUUGGGACUGAAAUCUGACAGAGCUCUCUUUUCGAAUGUCUAGAAGGAAAGUUUACAUUCCUUCCUUCUUGAGUUUGAAACAAAAUAGACGUG
Molecule: messenger RNA, 3021 nt
Organism: Pocillopora meandrina
Lineage: Eukaryota; Metazoa; Cnidaria; Anthozoa; Scleractinia; Pocilloporidae
Source: the annotation of a GenBank genome assembly